Messenger RNA from Strongylocentrotus purpuratus (purple sea urchin), 1300 nucleotides. RefSeq names its product clathrin light chain A. The coding region runs from base 32 to 718 and encodes 228 amino acids. Gene Ontology annotation, molecular function: structural molecule activity; clathrin heavy chain binding. The transcript is spliced from 5 exons. Gene Ontology annotation, biological process: clathrin-dependent endocytosis; clathrin coat assembly; intracellular protein transport. Gene Ontology annotation, cellular component: postsynaptic endocytic zone cytoplasmic component; plasma membrane; clathrin coat of trans-Golgi network vesicle. NCBI's taxonomy places the organism in Eukaryota, Metazoa, Echinodermata, Echinoidea, Camarodonta, Strongylocentrotidae. The record is from RefSeq and is a predicted model, not a curated record.
CAGAACCAGAUUUUUCUAAUCCACAUUAAACAUGGCUGAUGGUAUGGCUGAGUUCGAUGAUCUCCAAGCUCCUGCUGCCGAAAAUCCUCCUCCAGCCACCGAGGAAGAUCCCGCCGCAGCAUUUCUAGCCAGAGAACAGGAUGAACUUGCUGGAAUUGAAGAUGAUGACUUCGGAAUUGGUUCAGAUCCCGCACAAACCGUCCCCGAUGCAACUCCGGCUACUCAGCAACAAGAUGACCUAGAUCCCCUUGCUGGCAUGGGUGGUGGUAUGGGUGGUGGCAUGGAUAGUGAAACGCCCGCUGAUGACUUGCAAACAAAUGGACCCUCAGACCUUUAUUCGGCCAUCUCAAGUGCAGACAACAGAGCAAAUGAACCAGAGAAGAUCCGCCUAUGGAGGGAAGAGCAAAAAGAGAUCCUCGAAAAGAAAGAUGAAGAAGCUGACGAGCUAGAAGUAGAAUGGAAGGUUUCGGCUAAGAAGGAGAUCUCAGACUGGUACGCUAGGCGAGAAGAGCAAGGUGUCAAAGCAAAGGCAUCGAAUAGGGCGGCUGAGGAGGCGUUCAUCCAGGAACGUGACGAGAUCACACCAGGGCAGGAGUGGGAACGCAUCGCUCGUCUCUGCGACUUCAACCCCAAGAACAACAAGAACCUCAAGGACAUCACCCGCUUUAGGUCAAUACUCCUUCACUUAAAGCAAUCGGGUGUCCAGCCCUCCAAAUAAAACCCCAUCUAGUGCAGUCAAGAAAUAGCCGUCAACCUUUGUGGUAACUUUGUGUUUAUGAUUCAGUGGAUCAGAUUUUUUCAGUAGACUUUGACAAAACUCACAUACUGUAACAACAUUAUAUAAAUAAACUUCACAGAAUGUCAAAUCUGAAAGUGUAGCUGUGCUUUUAAGAUUCAUAUCCGGUGUUUCUGAUGGUCUUUUAAGAACAGCUACAUGUAUGUCUAUUCUUUAUAGUUAAAAUAUUGAAUUAUGCCCACAUUAGAUUGGAGAGGUAUACUGGUAAUAUACAUGUCCAGCAAUACAUGAUACCAAGUACACAUUUUUGUUUAUUUUUUAGUUGAAUGAGAUCAAGUUGUAAAAGAGGUCAGGUCUAUUAUAUAAUAUACCUGAGACAUUAAUGCUACAUUUCUUUUCAAUAUAUAAUAUCAUUAGCAGUUAGCUGCUUUAACAGAAAUCAUUUUUUUUUCUCAUUAAUUUGUUCUUUUUUCCAUGAAGACAAUUUGGGGACAUUAGAUAAAUUGGAUUGGGAAUUAUUUGAAUUUGAAAUGUUAAAGUGGGUUUUCCAUCAGCCUAACUCAA